AUGAUGAUGGACCCAGAACACCAUAUGAAGCUGGAAAGCUAUCAGCAGCUCUAUAUGAGCAAUUUCUUGCCACCUACAGCUACAUCGAGUAUUCCGGUGCACGAUGAUCUGAUUGGAGGACCGGAUUCACCGGAUUCUGGUUUAGGCGGUAAAGACGGGAAAAAAGAUCAAGAUCGAGUGAAACGCCCAAUGAACGCUUUUAUGGUAUGGAGUCGAGGACAACGCCGCAAAAUGGCACAAGAGAAUCCAAAGAUGCACAACUCUGAAAUCUCAAAACGAUUGGGCACUGAGUGGAAACAAUUGAGUGACAAUGACAAACGGCCAUUUAUUGAUGAGGCAAAGAGAUUACGAGCGAUUCACAUGAAGGAGCAUCCCGACUACAAAUACCGGCCAAGAAGAAAGACGAAAGCCAUCCAAAAGAAACCCGGUCAACUCGGCACCGGAUUCCUUGAGACAAUGAAAACAAAUGUCUAUCCACAGAUGCAAAGCGCUUGGCCACAAACAACGACUCAAACCCCUUCCUAUUCUUCGUACGACUACGCGGCGUUGUACUCUCGACCCGGUUUCGAUAUGAUGACCUCGUUCCCAAAUUAUCUCAGUGGAUCCACUUCUCCAUCACAGUACACCCAAGCUUUUGCCGCUCAAGGAUUUAUGCCCUCGCUAACUGGAGUGCUGAAGACCGAGAAUGAGGUGACAACACAAGACGUAACCGCUCCUCCAUCCGACUCACCCGAUGGAGCUUUCCGAGCGCCGUACUACGAUCCAACGAAAGACCCAGCCGCUUUCUACGCAGCGGCCACGAAUCCAAUGAUGAGCUAUGGCUUGACAGAUAUGGGUGCUUUAAGUGGUAUGACCCAACAAUUACCGCAAACGCUCGCCCCGUUGUCCCAUCACCUCGCCUCCACU
Molecule: messenger RNA, 906 nt
Organism: Mesorhabditis belari
Lineage: Eukaryota; Metazoa; Nematoda; Chromadorea; Rhabditida; Rhabditidae
Source: the annotation of a GenBank genome assembly